Molecule: messenger RNA, 990 nt
Organism: Gastrolobium bilobum
Lineage: Eukaryota; Viridiplantae; Streptophyta; Magnoliopsida; Fabales; Fabaceae
Product: polygalacturonase inhibitor-like
Exons: 1
Coding region: 1-990 (329 amino acids)
Molecular function (GO): protein binding
Source: RefSeq, a predicted model, not a curated record
AUGACAACCAAACUGUUUCUCUUUUUCAUAUUGCUCUCUCAAGCAACUUCUUCUUUCUCAGAAAUGACAUGCAAACCAGAAGACAAAAGAAUCCUUCUCCAAAUCAAGAAAGAACUCAACAACCCAACCCUUCUCUCAUCGUGGAAACCACACACUGAUUGCUGCCACUCUAAUUGGUACGGUGUCGUUUGCUUCCCCAUUAGUAACAUUAUCUGGUCCUUGAGUCUCUCAACCAACAAUGACCUUACCUCUCAAAUUCCACCUUCCCUUGGUAACCUAACAAAAUUGGAAACCCUCAGUUUCUUCCAAUUACCAAACCUCAGUGGUCCAAUUCCUAACUCAUUAUCAAAACUCACCAAACUCAAAUUCCUCACAUUCAGCAAAACAAGCAUAUCAGGUCCAAUACCCGAUUUCGUGACCAAACUGAAAAACCUUGUUACCUUGGAUCUAUCAUUCAACAACCUUUCUGGUACACUCCCUCACUCUCUUUACAAGUUACCUAAUCUCUCAGGAAUCCUCUUUAUGAACAACAAGCUCACAGGUCCAAUCCCUUAUUCUUAUGGUUACUUCAAUAACACGAAUUUACCAAGUUUGUUUCUCUCUAAUAACAAACUCUCGGGGACACUCCCUUUGUCUUUGGCAAGGCUGAACUCGUCGCUUAUCGACUUUUCUCAUAACAGGUUUGAAGGUGAUGCUUCCAUGCUUUUUGGUUCAACCAAAGCGACAGUGUUGAUAGACCUUUCUUGGAACAAGUUUGCUUUUGAUAUGGGAAAAUUGGAGUUGACUAAGACACUAGAUACGUUGGAUGUGAGUCACAAUCAGAUAUAUGGGAACCUUCCUAUGGGAAUGGAAAAUAUAUUGAGUUUGAAUGUGAGCUACAAUAGGCUUUGUGGUGAGAUUCCAAAGGGUGGCAAAUUGCAGAGCUUUGAUGUGGAUACUUAUUUUCAUAACAAGUGUUUGUGUGGGUCUCCACUUCCAAGCUGCAAGUGA